This is a messenger RNA of Racocetra fulgida, 273 nucleotides long. NCBI's taxonomy places the organism in Eukaryota, Fungi, Glomeromycota, Glomeromycetes, Diversisporales, Gigasporaceae. The record is from the annotation of a GenBank genome assembly.
GAUAUUUACUAUGGCAGUAAUUCGAAUUCAAAUAGACUUGAUGUCUAUAUUCCUGACACUUCAAAAUAUCCUCAAAUAUUUGACGCUGCAUUUCAUCCUGUAAUUGUGUUUGUUUAUGGUGGUUCUUGGGGUUCAGGCGCUCACCUUGCAUCCCUUAUUACAAUUCGCGAUUCAAUUAUUAAAUCCCAAACUAUGGAAGGAAGAGUAAGCUCAAAUCUAAAUGAUAUUGAUCCUGAAUUAGAACUUCCUAAAAUUACUGGACUUAUUUUGUAA